AUAAGGAUGAAGGUAUAUAAAAUUAGCUUUUUGUAUGCUUUUUCCAUCAAUGUUUAUAAUAUAUAUCUGUCCAAAUGACAUAGUAUAUCGAGAUUCCAAAAUUUUAUUGGGCAACGCAAACCAUCUAACUAUGUAAACCAAAUUCUAGAGCAACCAACACGUUGUAACUAACGAAUGGCUACCCCAAAGAUACCAACAGUUGAUUUGACUCCAUUCUUUAGAGAAGGAUAUGAUGAUGAAAAGAGAAAAAUUGUAGAUUCCAUUACUAAAGCUUGUUCUGAUUAUGGCUUCUUCCAAGUUGUAAAUCAUGGUGUACCCCUUGAUCUCACUAGUCAAGCUCUGAAGUUGGCCAAAACUUUCUUUGAGUCUCCAACUGAAGCCAAACUCAAAUAUUGUCCACUGCCUAAUGCACCUGUUCCUGCAGGCUAUAACAAGAAGCCUAAUCCUUCUUAUGAGUUCAAUGAAUAUCUCAUCAUGCUUCCACCUGGUUCAGAUUUUAACAUCUUCCCGGACAAUCAUCCGCUAUUUCGUUUCAGAGAGGUGAUGGAAGAGUUAUUCUCCCAAUUCUUGAAGAUAGGGAUGGUUGUCGAGAGAGUGUUGAGCGAGUGCCUGGGGCUUCCUCCCUGUGUUCUUAAAGAAUUCAAUAAUGACAGAAGCUGGGAUUUCCUCAUUGCUUUAUUUUACUUGCCGGCAACAGAAAAGGAAAGGAUAGGUGCAAGUUCACAUAAAGAUGUCAGUUGCUUCACAAUUGUGUUACAAGAUGAAGUUGCAGGCCUUGAGGUUCAAAAGGAUGGCGAAUGGAUCCUAAUAGCCCCACAACCAGGUGCUCUUGUUGUCAACAUCGGUGAUGCUCUUCAGGUCCUUACCAAUGAUAAAUUCAAGAGUCCAACGCAUAGGGUGUUGAGACCUAAUGGAAGAUCAAGGAAUUCAUUUGCAUUCUUCUACAGUUUGUCAGGGGACAAGUUGGUUCAACCACUACCCCAGUUUACAAAGGAGAUUGCAGAAAAACCAAAGUACAGACCAUUCUUGUACAAAGAGUAUAUACAGAAAAGAAAAGAAAACAAGUCUAAGCACGUUACCAGGCUUGAAGACGAGAUUACCAUAUCGCACUAUGCAAUCCCCGAGGAGUGAUGUUAGACAAAAAAUAAAAGCUCUCUUGUUUGCUUCUGGAAUUUUCAAAUUCAAUAGCAUUUCCCCUCUUGCGGUAAUCUUUCUGAUAGUCAGUGGGGCAAGCCUUUUCUCUAGUGACUCGCCCUCCAGUUCAACUUUCGAUUCUUCUAUUUUUCUUUUGGCCAUAUUUUGAGAUUGUUUGAUUCAUUCGAAUAUCUUGGACAAGAUAAACUUGCAAAUUACUUCAUAUGGUAUCAGAGAGUAGAAUGUUCAUAGACCA
This is a messenger RNA of Lycium barbarum (goji berry), 1390 nucleotides long. Its product is annotated as flavonol synthase/flavanone 3-hydroxylase-like. The transcript is spliced from 4 exons. The record is from RefSeq and is a predicted model, not a curated record. NCBI's taxonomy places the organism in Eukaryota, Viridiplantae, Streptophyta, Magnoliopsida, Solanales, Solanaceae. Gene Ontology annotation, molecular function: dioxygenase activity. The coding region runs from base 175 to 1131 and encodes 318 amino acids.